Molecule: messenger RNA, 2070 nt
Organism: Fusarium musae
Lineage: Eukaryota; Fungi; Ascomycota; Sordariomycetes; Hypocreales; Nectriaceae
Exons: 2
Coding region: 1-2070 (689 amino acids)
Source: RefSeq, a predicted model, not a curated record
AUGUCUCCUGUUCUUUUAUUCUCAUUUUUACUUGCAAGUCUCUUUGGGGCAUCCUUUGCUCUUCAAGAUGACCAAAUACAGCCUGAAAUUGAGUGCAUAACAUAUCUAUCAACUUAUUUGGUCCCCGUAUCAAGAGGUCACACUCGCCCAACGACUCCCUCUGCUGAAGAAACCAUUUUCCCAGAGACCUCUGAAGCACCUUCGACAUUUUCUACAGACCUGGCUAUCUCCUCAACUCUCUCUAUUUCUGAUGAUGUAAUUAUUACCACUUCAGUCCCAAGCCAAACUACUGGAAUUCCAAUCCCUGAAGCCAGUGGCCGAUCAGUGAUAUUCCGCGUCGUUCCAGAAUCGCAGGACACCAAACGAGACCUACAGGCUAGGGCAGUCGGCGGUUUUGUUGGCACUCAGUCAGAAAUCUGUGCUGCUGCCGCUGUCUUCAACCUGGUUCAAGGCCGUCUGUUGGAUGGUAGAUUGCCCAUAUACUACAACGGCGAGAGUUUCAAGGAGCUACGCGGCUCCCCAGGAGCGUUAUCUCGAGGGGCUGUUACGGAGACCUUUGCUGAUGAGGAUGGAUUCCUCCGAUUUUCCAACUCAGACCUACCAAAUGGUGAGGCAGGCUUCUGUCAAGACCCCGAGAACGGUCAAGUCUAUAUUACUUUUACUGCAUCGCCACCCGGGUGCCAAACUAUAAGACUUUCUAUUACUGACGUCGACGAUUGCCGAGAUGGCGAUGUAUCCUCGAGCUUUUCUUCUCGAACUGUCAAUACACCUCUGCUAUCAGAGUCUACAUCUGUGUUGCUCGGAACGACGUCUCCCUCCGACGCAGUAGCUUCUACGACCACAAAGGAUAUCCAGAUGGGUUCUUCCGCUACAGAUGUUCCAGCUUUGACUUCUCAGGUUGAACCUGUGUAUACGAGCUCUGUGCGAUUAUAUAACAGCUCUUCGUCUAUCAUAUUUGUCACAGAACCUGGUCUCACUCAAAAAACUUCUGUGUUGGAAAUUUCAGCCAGUGUCACAGAUUUCCCACCUACAUCUCGGCUGAGCUCCGGGACCUCAGAUUCGGAGACCCUAUCCACAGAUUCACUAUCCACGGGUGAACUGUCCACGGAUAUCUUAGGAACGUCGGAAGAGCUCUCUUCUAUCUUGACGCCAACUACAACUGACACGCCAACUACAACUGACACGACAACUACAACUGACACGCCAACUACAACUGACACGACAACUACUACGAAUUCUCGGAUUACAAGUGUCACUAGCUCUGGUACCGACUCUACGGCAAGCUCUGUUGACGGUUCUUCUACUGCGUCUGGAUCAUCGUACAGCUUAGAGACUGAUACUAGCACACUAUCGGAUCUACCAUUGGAUACCAGUUCAUCUUCUGACUCGAGCUCAACGGUCCUUUCAACGGCUGAUACCAGUCUUUUCACCACGACAGCUGUUGAAUUCACAACUUCAACCACUACGAGCUCUGAACCGACGCGCACACGUGCGUGUGCAGAGGGCCUGUCUGAUCCACUGACACUAUUCAAUGGUGAGAGGCCAUCCGACAAUGGUGUCGAAGAGCUCGUGCUCCCUUUUCAGAUACCGCUCUACGGUGAAACCAGUGAAAUGGUCUACGUCAGCCCCAAUGGACUUGUUACACUCAGAGACUCCUUCGGGGCCGAUUCGGUCCCCGCACUGGCCUUCCUACCGGAUGAAAACAUUGAGUCGCUGGCUAUUUUCCCUUACUGGAUUGACAUGAUAGUUCCUGAAGGUUCAGGAGCCGAGGUUACAUACCAGGUUAAGCAGACUCCCUUUGAACCAGGGGUCCUGACCAUAGAUUGGUGUGUUUUCACUACAUCAGGUGCAACUGAGCCAAACCACUUUCAAAUGGUGAUCUCAGAGGACCAACUGACCCCUAUCACCUUCUUCUACUAUACCAUCCAGCCUGGGGGAACUAUUGCUACUAUCGGUGCCCAAAAUCGCGACGCGGAUCAGUGGGUGCAGUAUUACGGUGCUAUCCCAGAUAGAACGUACAUGGAAGUUGAUACGUUCGGUGACGGGGAUAUACGGACUGGUCAGUUCUGA